AUGUUUUCGGCUUGGAUACGAACUCAGGCCAUAGCAGCCAAAAUUGCUGCCGCCAACGACUCAAUCGAAAACGUUAGCCCAGCUAAGUCACCUGGGCGAACUGUUCCUGCAAACGCCCAUACUGUAAAUAUCGACCGUGCUGAAUUGGAUAUCGAUCAAGUCACUGAAGUCAAAACGGAUUGGACGAAGAAGUGUUGGAAGAACCCAAGCGAAAUAAGGAGCAAGAAAUUACGCAAGCAAGGGUAA
Molecule: messenger RNA, 246 nt
Organism: Strongylus vulgaris
Lineage: Eukaryota; Metazoa; Nematoda; Chromadorea; Rhabditida; Strongylidae
Source: the annotation of a GenBank genome assembly